Rattus norvegicus (Norway rat) is the source of this 360-nucleotide messenger RNA. NCBI's taxonomy places the organism in Eukaryota, Metazoa, Chordata, Mammalia, Rodentia, Muridae. The record is from RefSeq and is a predicted model, not a curated record.
AUGCCUAGAGUUACUGUAAAAGACCAGCAGGGGUUCGUCAGAGCUCUGGCAGCCUUCCUCAAACAGUCUGGGAAGCUCAAAGUCCCCGAAUGGAUGGACACAGUCCAGUUGGCCAAACCUAAAGAACUUACCCCAUAUGGUGAGAACUGGUACGGGGGUUGGUUCUAUGACCAAGAUUUACGGAGGGCAGCAGAGAAACGGGUGUCAGGCCCAGCUACUUCAGCAGAGGCUACUUCUGAGGGUGUGGCCUGUCGGGUCCUCCAAGCCCUGGAGGGACUGAAAAUGGUGGAAAAGGGCCGAAAUCUCAGGGACAGAGAGAUCUGUACAGGAUGGCUGGAUAGAUGGCAGCUACUAACAUGA